Exophiala oligosperma is the source of this 1596-nucleotide messenger RNA. RefSeq lists its product as uncharacterized. Gene Ontology annotation, molecular function: acyltransferase activity. Bases 1 to 1596 code for a protein of 531 amino acids. The transcript is spliced from 8 exons. NCBI's taxonomy places the organism in Eukaryota, Fungi, Ascomycota, Eurotiomycetes, Chaetothyriales, Herpotrichiellaceae. The record is from RefSeq and is a predicted model, not a curated record.
AUGUCAGACAGAGCCACACCGAUCAUUGUUGGAAUUGGGGAGUUCAAGAAUCCGUCCAAACAGUGCAAAGAUGCAAUCGAGCCAAGGUCCAUGAUGCUGAAAGCAAUCAACAAAGCUAUCAAGGAUGUAAAAUUGUUCUCCACAGUCGAGGAGAAGUUGCGAGCAGAUAUCGACAGUAUCGAUGUCGUCGAAACUUGGUCUUGGUCGUAUCCAGAUCUUCCCGGGCUCCUGGCAAAUGAUCUCAAGGCGACAGUGAAGCACAAGGCGGAGUAUCGCUCUGGAGGUAACGCGCCAACGCUGGCACUGGAUGAAGCCGCAAGGCGCAUUGCAAACAAAGAAUGCCAGGUGGCAAUCGUGACAGGUGGUGAAGCAAUCGCAUCACGCGAAGCAUGCGAGAAGAUCGGUCAAAUACCCCCGGCUGGGUCGACUCAGGUCGAUUCAACGGCCCCCGCCAUCUCUCCCAAGACGAUGGUGUAUCCGCCUGGACUGAGCGAGGCACAUAAAAUCGGACGGCCGACACAGAUCUAUCCAAUGUACGAAAUUGCAUUGGCAGCGCACCGAAAUCAAACCAUGGAGGCGAACAACGAAGAGUCUGCCCAACUCUACGCGGAAUUUGCAAAAGUCUCGGCGAGAAAUGCGACUGCCUGGAGUCACGGCAAAGAACCCUGGACAAGCAAAGAGAUUGGAACAGUUACACAGCGCAACAGAUUAAUUGCGUUGCCAUACCCACUUCUGAUGAAUGGAUUGAAUUCGGUGAAUUUGUCCGCUGCCGUUGUCCUCACCUCGACAGAAUACGCAGAGAAUCUUGGAAUAGCCAAACAAAAGUGGAUAUACAUGCUUGGAGGGGCAGGAACCUCUGAUGCGUCACUAUUGUGGGAUCGACCAAACUUUUACGAGUCUCCAUGCAUCUCUGCCACUCUUGACGCGGUGAUGCAAGUGUCCAGGACCAACGCCAAAGAAAUUGAUCUGUUCGACAUCUAUUCAUGUUUCCCAAUAGUGCCAAAACUUGCAGCCAUUCAUCUCGGUCUGCCCAUUCAUGGCGGUCCCAAGCCACUGUCUUUGAUUGGGAGCAUGACUUCGUUCGGCGGAGCUGGUAACAACUUUUCAAUGCAUGGGGUGGCCGAGAUGGUCAGGGUCUUGCGGCGGCGCAAGCGAGGAACUCGAGGACUAGUACUGGGUAACGGUGGCAAUGUCACCUAUCAGCAUGCUCUCGUCCUGUCGGCAAAUCCUCCUGCGAUGGGUCAGGAGUACCCCCGGGAGAAUCCCCUUCCAAAGUUGCUUGAUGUGCGUGGCCCAGCCAUCGACUCCAGGCCCGAAGGAAAGGCCACUAUUGAGACUUACACGGUUGAGUUCAGCCGUGGAGGUGAGCCAGAGACUGCAAUAAUCAUCGGACUGCUGGAGAAGACGGGUCAUCGAUUUGUAGCAAAUCACGCGGAUAGGGCAACAUUGAAUACCCUGUCAAGCAAAGUCGACAACCAUGUCGGCAACCGCGGAUACGUGAAACCAGACCAGAGCCACCCCGGGAGGAAUGUAUUUGCGUUGGAGCAGAAUGAUCGCACUGGGAUGCAGAAGGCUUUGGCGCAGCCAAAGCUGUAA